UAACUACACUCGCUUGAACGGAUCGGUAAAUACCAACCCAAAAUGGUAAAUACCAUUUCCAUUUGGUUAUCCGCUUGAAUUUGAUUUUUAUUAAUUACUUGGAGGUGUUUCUUCUAUUGUUAACUGUUACUUGUCACUUUUGACUUGUGAUCGUCAACAUUUUUCCCGGGAUUUCCAGAAAAGUUGUGGUUAGAAACCAUCCAUCAAAAUGGCGAUAACAUCUAGCCUAGACAUCGUAAAUGGGUCUAUGCUGCCGGCCUAUGCCAACAAAAAAGUAAGCAUUGCUGGGUUCAUCACUGAAAAAGCUCCAAACGGGCUAUGGUUCGAUAUCCGGUCUACAGAUAACCAGAUUGUUAGAAUCAUACUCAAGAGGCCGUUUGAUAAGAAUCUCGAAGGAUAUGUUGAGGUCCAUGGAACCUCUACAGGAAAAGGAGUAACAGCAGAUGAGUACAUCACUUUCACCAAUGAGGAUUUUGAUGCUGCUAUGUAUAAUAAACUCUGUAACUAUCUCAAUACAAUUCCUAAUAUGUGGAGCCUCAAAUAAUUAGAUAUAGUUUGUGUUGUACCCUUAUGUUGUAAGUAUCUAUAAUGUGAUUAAGUUAUUUUUGUACCAAAAUCAUCACCAUUAAGAUAAUGGUUAAUUAUUUUUUAUUGUCUUUCAUUGAUACACAAUAACUGGCAUACAAAUUGUUGCAGUAUCUAAUAAUGGUUCAUCUUAGUGAUGUAACAAAAAAUAUUCUCAUUCGCAGAUAUUCACAUAUUUUUAUAUAUGCAUUCACAAAAUUUCUGCGAAUGUUUUGCGAAUAUGAAUAUCAGAAAAAAAUAUAAUUACUAGAUAAUAGUAGGUUAAUAAAACAAAAUCCAUUCAUAAAUUAUGUUUUUUAAUACAAGAAAAAGUAACUUAACCUGGUAAUCACAUUAUCAGUCUUCACUUAAUCAUUUGGUAUUAUUUAUUUACUUUACUUUGG
Messenger RNA from Acanthoscelides obtectus, 968 nucleotides. The record is from the annotation of a GenBank genome assembly. NCBI's taxonomy places the organism in Eukaryota, Metazoa, Arthropoda, Insecta, Coleoptera, Chrysomelidae.